AUGUCAUCAGGUGGUAGUGAUGAAGGUAGAGGUACAAGUAGAGCUAGAGGUACUAGUAAGAGAAAAGAUAAGAGACCUAUAGAUCCUACAUCUACUAGUAGUCAGUCCAUUCCGUUCGCUCCACAUAUGCAGUCUACUCCGCCUCUUUUUUUUAUGCCUGGCUCUUCUAUACAGGCCCAGUCUGGUCAGUGGGUCUUUCAGCCGGCACCACCUCAGUCAGCAUCAUUUACCUAUCCUACUUCUAUACCUAUACCUAUGUAUUGCCCACCACGUGGCAGAUCUCCUAGCACAUCGGCCAUUUUGUCUCCUUCUCCUUCUCCAAAUGGUACACCUCCAAGUGUAUCUAAUUUGCGCCUUAGAGAUAGCAGUUCUGAGCCUGAGUCACUGCCAUCCAACCAGUCUCAGACCCAUCUUCGUCCUCCUUCACCUGCACCUGCACCUGCUCCUGCUCCUGCUCCUGCACCUGCACCGGCUCCUAUACAGGCACCGAUAUAUCAUGGUUUACAUCCGGGAUAUAGAGAUGCGUCGGGUCGAAUUUUCAUCGUGCCUGAGGAAGCUGGGAAAUAUUGUCUUUUAUAA
Molecule: messenger RNA, 579 nt
Organism: Lycium barbarum (goji berry)
Lineage: Eukaryota; Viridiplantae; Streptophyta; Magnoliopsida; Solanales; Solanaceae
Product: anther-specific proline-rich protein APG-like
Exons: 1
Coding region: 1-579 (192 amino acids)
Source: RefSeq, a predicted model, not a curated record